GAACGGGGCGUGGUUUGAUACCGUUUGGGGGCGUGGUCUAGGAGGGGGCGUGGCUCACGUGGCGCCCCGGCACCUCGGGGCGCGCUCUGCAGCGCGGUGGCAGCGCGCCGUGACAGCUCUGCUCUGUCCCUUCUGCGCAGGGGUCGCCCGGCCCGGCCCUCCUCGGCUCCCCUGCUCGGCUGUGCCCCGAGGUGAGCCCCGCACCGGCACCGCGGGGAUCCGGGGGGACGACGGGCAACAGAGCUGUCCUGAGUGGAGCUGUUCCAGGGGCGGGCGGCAGCAGCACCUGGCACCCCUCAGCUCCCGGUGCCCCGGAGCCGCCGAUGGAGCGACCCAUGGCUGUGCCUCGCCAGGUGCUGGUGACGCUGGAGGAGGUGACUGUGUGCUUCUCAGUGGAGGAGUGGGCGCUGCUGGAGGAGUGGCAGCGGGAGCUGCACCGCGAGGUGACGGCAGCGACGGAGCAGCUGCUGGCAUCCCUUGGUGAAGAACUGGCGCUUCCCUCUGGCACUGCAGAUGCAGACGGACCACAAGAUGCAGCUACAGGGCAGGAGCCACGAGGACCCCCCAGCAGUGCGUCCCUCUGUGCCCUGGUACGCCUGGUGAGGGACAUCCCCCAGUUCCUCUUUGGCAGCUCCAAUGGUGCAGGGCCACGUGCUGCUGCUGGUGGGGAUAUGGCACUGCGAUCUGAACUUCUGGGUGCAGGUGGUGAAGCACAGGCAGCUCCAGAGAAUUCCAAUCUCAAUGUCUUGGAGCGAGCGGUACCGUCGUGGCAUGGCAGCCCCAGCAGCACAGCGCCCAUGGCACCGCAUUGGGUUAAACCAGAAGUGCUGGCUGAGAGCUCCCCGCUGUGGAGCGUGGAGAGGUGCCUGGAGGAGCUGCCGAGGGGGGACCCCUGCCCACCCAGGACCCCCAGCAGCAGUGAGGGGCAGCAGGCAGAGCUGGGAGGGCUGUGCUCGCAUGGAGGUGGGAGCAUUGGGCACAGCCCCCUGCAAGGGCUGCUCGACUGUCUGAGGGCCAUCACCAUCCCAACGACAUCGUGCCAUUCCCCACUGGGGGCUUCCCAUGGAACACGGGGGGCUGUAGAGCCAAGUGCCUUGAGGAAUGAGGGCCAGAGCCCCUCUGCAGCAGGCAAAGCCCUGGUGACACCGCGCUUCCACCAAAUGGAGAUCUCAAAGUGGAUGAGCAUGAACACAUCCAUUGGGGACACUGGGAGAGAGGAGCAGAGGGGGCUGGAGAUGAGCCCUGUGCUGGACGAGGCCCCACUGCGCAGUCUGCUCCGGUGUCUGAGGUCUGUGGCAGUGCAGGCGCCGUGCCGGAACCCUGUGGGUGCUGCACUGGCACUGAGUGGUGCUGAGGCAUCACCCCAACAUUGCCCCAGUGCAGGGACCACGGUGAGCCUUGCAGAGAACUGUGUGCUGGGAGACAGCUGCACUGAUGGCAGCACGUGGCUGUGUGCCCGUGUCCCUGCCAUGGGGACAGCGACCAAGAGACCCUCCUUGGGUGGCACCAAGCGCUCACCCUGCAGCUCCUGCAGCACGGCCACAGGGGCACUCAGGGCCACGUCCCCUCUGGGCUCCAGCACUCAUCCCAGGACUCGUCCUGGGCGGGUCCCUGCAUCCCCACGGAAGCACUGUGGCUGUGGGGGAACCUUGGAGCUGCGGGCAGAGUUGGCACAGCUGCGCACUGCUGUGGCAGAGAAGCUGCACCGACUGCGCCGGGACGUGGGCACGGCACAACGGGAGGUGUUGGGUGUGCGCAGCCGCUUGGCACGGCUGGAGCAGGGGGCACGGGGCAGGGCACGGGAUGUGGCUGCGCUCAUCCGCAGCCGCCGGCGCCUCCGUGAUGCCAUCCGGCGCCUGGAGGGACGCUGCUGGGCGCUGGAGAGCCGGGCCUGGCGUGGCAGCUGUGCGCUGCCCGACGGCUCCGAUGCUGUCACCAUCCUGCAGAUGGUGCUGCCGGCGGUGCUGGGCCUCGCGCUGCCUCGCUGUGGGUCCGGAGCAGCCAACAGCUCUGCAGCCCCACAGGAUCUGGGGGCUCUAUGACAGGACUGGUGCACUGCUCCCUAACCCAGGCCUGUUCUUAGCUGGGUCCCACCUGGGGAUACACAGCUGUCCCCAACUCCUCAGGUGGCCGUGGUGAGCUCACCCCCUCCUGUACCCCCUGUCUCCUGCCUCCAGUACGGGACCCCCUGCCCUGCAGUGUGCAUGGAUCUGUGCUGCAAUAAAGUGGGGCUGGUAAAGCUGAUUCGGUUUCAUCCAUGGCUCUGGACAGGAUCAGACCCUGUGCAGUCUGGGGAGCACAGGGGGAGCUCAGUUCCUGUGGAGCAGAAGGAAACCUGUGCAUGAGAGUGCACGGGCCCCACCACUUCCCACCUCUGCCCCUCAGUGCCAGGCAGCUUCUUGGCUCGGACAGCCCAUGUCCUCAUCCCGGUGCUGGCACUGAGCCCACCACAGCACCUACAGGCAUUGCCUGGCUCAUCACUGCCGAUGCCUCGCUGCUGAGUGACGCUGGUGACAUUUCCCGUGUGUCCCCCCCAGGCUGUUGGAAUGCUUCAGGAUGCAUCCAUACCCCGACUUAGGGUGUUCAGAGCAUCACACUCCAGUGCCCCUCACUCAUCCCAGUCUCCUGGAGUGCGUUUGGGGCUGUGCACCAUUCCUGCCCCAGGGCUGGGCAGUUCCAGAGCCGUGUCCCCACCAUCUGGCCCCAAAGCCAACAUCUCCAUCUGCUGCAGAGCUCUGAGGCAGCGUUUCACAGCCCAACAACGACUGUGGCUGAGUGAGUUUGCUGCUUGCCUUCAUUAACGCUAACUGGGCAGGUGUGGCUAAUUGGGGAAGUGUCCUACCUCUCCUUGUCCUCUCCCAUUCCUCAUUCUCCCCACUGACCAAAUAAACCUCAUUUAAUGGGAGUGGACAGGGCACCCGGGUCCUCCCUGUUUUUGGGGCACUGCAAGAGGGCAGGCUGGGAGGAGGCUGA
Messenger RNA from Phasianus colchicus (ring-necked pheasant), 2973 nucleotides. It is a transcript of the gene KRABD3, whose product is annotated as KRAB domain containing 3. Gene Ontology annotation, biological process: regulation of DNA-templated transcription. Lineage: Eukaryota; Metazoa; Chordata; Aves; Galliformes; Phasianidae. The record is from RefSeq and is a predicted model, not a curated record.